UAAUAAAUGCCACAUUCAUGCAAAAAUAAAAAGUAAUAAUAAAAAACGUCAAGGUAGGUGACUCUUGUAUCUACCAAAAGGGUCCAAAAAGAAUCUAAAGGGACCCAAUCACACAUGCCAGCCUGAGCAGUCCCAAUUGUUUUCACGUGAGAUCUAACCCACCGGUGACGCUAAACCUCCGGCCAACUCAAUCUUGUCUGCUUGCCGGUCAUGCCUCUGUCUGCCACGUGGCCCCCUCCUCCUUCACAAGUCACCACCUAUGCUCCUUCCCUCUCUCAUUCUUCGCCACGUUCUCUCUCCUUAUUUCCCGAAUUACCCUUCACGUAACCCACCAUGCGCUGUCAUGUUUAGUUGUUAUCACUACACGACACUUCCGACGUGGACUUAGAUUCUCGAUGCUGUCUUCUUCUGCUCUCUUCUCCUUCCUUUCGUAUAUAUAAACUCGUCAUAAGGUCGUCUCUUUCAAUUCAUCAAGAUCUCUCUAUCUUACAACUCUUAAGAAUAAACUUAAACUCACGAGUCAAGUCAAUAGAGUUUAACGUUUUCAAAGACACAUAAACAAAAAUGGGAGCGUGCGUUUCACGUGAAUCUUUGAGGAGCGAUUCAGCGAAGCUUAUACUGCUCGACGGUACUUUACAAGAGUUCUCAUCUCCGGUCAAAGUUUGGCAGAUUUUGCAAAAGAACCCUACGAGUUUCGUCUGUAACUCAGACGAAAUGGACUUCGACGACGCAGUUUCAGCUGUCGCUGGCAACGAAGAGCUCCGAUCAGGGCAGCUUUACUUUGUUUUACCUCUGACGUGGCUCAAUCAUCCGCUACGGGCGGAGGAAAUGGCGGCCUUGGCUGUUAAAGCUAGUUUGGCGUUGACCAAGAGCGGCGGCGUUGGUUGGGUUUCCUGUGACGAAGAUGUAGCGAUAUCGGAAAAUACUUACCAAAAGAAAAACAUCGUCGGAGUUAAGUCGAACGGUGGUGGCGGAAGAGGUUGUGGUAAAGGGAAGAGGCGAUUCACGGCUAAUUUGAGCACGAUCGCCGAGUAGGGUCAAUUUAGUCAUUUUCAGAAAAAAAUUCGACCGACGUAUAAAUUGUAAUUAGAAAUGUUUGACUUUCUUGUUUUUUUUUUUUUUUGGAGAAAAAAUUAUCCAGUAGAUUUUUUUUAUUACUCAGUAUUUGAGAAAUGGGCACGAGGAUGAAGAUAUUCCGUUGAUGUGAUUCCAAUCUUAAUAACGAUGCAAUUUCGUAGCUAUAUGAAUCCUUUCAUGCGUAAUGA
Molecule: messenger RNA, 1265 nt
Organism: Arabidopsis lyrata subsp. lyrata
Lineage: Eukaryota; Viridiplantae; Streptophyta; Magnoliopsida; Brassicales; Brassicaceae
Exons: 1
Coding region: 565-1035 (156 amino acids)
Source: RefSeq, a predicted model, not a curated record